Tupaia belangeri chinensis (Chinese tree shrew) is the source of this 645-nucleotide messenger RNA. Its product is annotated as galactoside 2-alpha-L-fucosyltransferase 2. NCBI's taxonomy places the organism in Eukaryota, Metazoa, Chordata, Mammalia, Scandentia, Tupaiidae. Gene Ontology annotation, biological process: carbohydrate metabolic process. Gene Ontology annotation, molecular function: galactoside 2-alpha-L-fucosyltransferase activity. The annotation marks the transcript as partial. The transcript has a single exon. The record is from RefSeq and is a predicted model, not a curated record. Gene Ontology annotation, cellular component: membrane.
GCCAUCGGCCGCCUGGGGAACCAGAUGGGCCAGUACGCCACACUGUAUGCGCUGGCCAAGGCCAACCGGCGGCCCGCCUUCAUCCCCGAGCAGAUGCACCACACGCUGGCGCCCAUCUUCAAGAUCACGCUCCCGGUCCUGCACGGGAGCACGGCCGCCAAGGUGCCCUGGCGCAGCUACCACCUCAACGACUGGAUGGAGGAGCAGUACCGCCACAUCGCGGGCCAGUACGUGCGCCUCACGGGCUACCCCUGCUCCUGGACCUUCUACCACCACCUGCGCCCCGAGAUCCUGCGCGAGUUCACGCUGCACGACCACGUGCGCGAGGAGGCCCAGGCCUUCCUGCGCGGUGUGCGGGUGAGCGGGCGCCGGCCGGGCACCUUCGUGGGCGUCCACGUGCGCAGGGGGGACUACGUCCGCGUCAUGCCGCAGGUGUGGAAGGGCGUGGUGGCCGACCGCGGGUACCUGCAGCAGGCCCUGGACUGGUUCCGGGCUCGCCACGACAACCCGGUCUUCGUGGUCACCAGCAACGGCAUGGCCUGGUGUCGCGAGAAUAUCGAUGCCUCCCACGGGGACGUGGUGUUCGCCGGUGACGGCGUGGAGGCCUCGCCGGCCAAGGACUUUGCCCUGCUCUCCCAGUGCAAC